Molecule: messenger RNA, 531 nt
Organism: Aureobasidium vineae
Lineage: Eukaryota; Fungi; Ascomycota; Dothideomycetes; Dothideales; Saccotheciaceae
Source: the annotation of a GenBank genome assembly
AUGGAGAGCGACAUUGGAUUCCAGGCUGCUCUUGAGGAAGCCAGAAAGGGCGCCUCUGAGGGCGGUGUGCCCAUUGGUGCUUGUCUCGUUUCAGUAUGUCCAAAUCGAAGGUACAGCUCAAGAGUCAUCCAGCCUUGCAGUCUGCUGUCUUACUUAGCAAUAUGGCAGUCGCAACCCAAUGGCAAAAUUUUGGGCCGUGGACACAACUUGAGAAUGCAAAAGGGGUCUCCCACAAUUCACGCAGAAAUUGGUGCUCUUGAGAACGCUGGUCGCCUUCCAGCUUCUGCCUACCAAGGCGCCACUAUGUACACUACUCUCUCACCCUGCGACAUGUGCACCGGUGCUUGUAUCCUGUACAAGGUCAAGCGUGUUGUGCUUGGCGAGAACAAGACUUUUGUUGGUGGCGAAAAUUACCUCAAGCAGAGAGGCAUUGAGGUUGUCAACGUCAGUUCUGCCGAAUGUGAAGAUUUGAUGAAGAAGUUUAUCAAAGAGCACCCUGAGGAGUGGAACGAGGACAUUGGUGAGCAGUAG